Molecule: messenger RNA, 3645 nt
Organism: Pogona vitticeps (central bearded dragon)
Lineage: Eukaryota; Metazoa; Chordata; Lepidosauria; Squamata; Agamidae
Source: RefSeq, a predicted model, not a curated record
CGCAGUCUUCCUGUUAUAGGAGCUUCGCUUAGCUGAUGCUAUGGAGGCAAUUACUUUGCUGAAGAUGAAGUGGAAAAGCUGGUGCUUUGCUGAGAUAAAACAAAGAUAAGGAGGAUUGCUUGGAACGGGAAGAGGAUGUACUUGCGUGUGCGUGCCUUGUGCUUGGAAGCUGAUGAUGAUGAUAAUCAUCAUGAUAAUAAUGGCUGUGCUGAAAUCAUCAGGGUUUGCCUCCUGACAGCCGCAGAAUACCUCUAUUGUUUAUAGCCCCCUCCUUCCCUGGCUUCCCCCACGCUGUCUUCCAGAAACAGCGCUGCUGCUGUUAUUAAGUCGGCUAAGACGCUGUUUUUCCUCAGGCUGGCUCUGAGGCCGUUUCCAGCUCAUCAGUGAUGGUGGUGUGGUCUAUGCAGAAGCUCUCUGGGAUCAUGUCACCAUGGAUGACCAGGAGCUGGGCUUCAAAGCUGGUGAUGUCAUUGAAGUAAUGGAUGCUACUAAUAAAGAGUGGUGGUGGGGCAGGAUAAUGGACAGCGAGGGCUGGUUUCCUGCCAGCUUUGUACGGCUCCGAGUAAAUCAGGAUGAACCAAUGGAAGAUUAUCCUCUGAAGUUGGAAGAUGGUAGGGAGGAAGACUCAAGAAAUGCUGCCCACCGUUAUGGGGUGGCACACACAACUAAGGAUCAAAUGAGAACCAAUGUUAUCAAUGAAAUCCUCAGCACAGAGAGAGACUACAUCAAACACUUGAAAGACAUAUGUGAGGGCUAUAUAAAACAAUGCCGUAAAAGAGCAGACAUGUUCACAGAAGAGCAGCUGAGGACAAUCUUUGGGAAUAUUGAGGAUAUCUACAAGUGCCAGAAGAAAUUUGUUAAAGCACUGGAAAAGAAAUUCAACAAAGAUUACCCACACUUGAGUGAGAUUGGCACCUGCUUCUUAGAAUAUCAAAAUGAGUUCCAGAUUUAUUCAGAGUAUUGCAACAACCAUCCAAAUGCUUGCAUGGAGCUUUCCCGAUUGACAAAAGUGAACAAGUAUGUGUAUUUCUUUGAAGCAUGUCGUUUGCUUCAGAAGAUGAUUGACAUCUCUCUAGAUGGCUUCCUGCUGACUCCAGUGCAGAAAAUUUGCAAGUACCCACUGCAGCUUGCAGAACUGCUGAAAUAUACGAACCCACAACACAGGGAUUUUAAAGAUGUUGAAGCUGCUCUAAAUGCUAUGAAGAACGUAGCACGGCUCAUCAAUGAGAGAAAGCGGCGUUUGGAGAACAUAGACAAAAUUGCUCAGUGGCAAAGUUCUAUAGAAGAUUGGGAGGGUGACGAUGUCCUCGCCAAGAGUUCUGAACUCAUCUAUUCAGGGGAGUUAACUAAAAUUUCCCAGCCUCAAGCAAAGAGCCAUCAACGAAUGUUCUUCCUCUUUGAUCAUCAGCUUGUCUGCUGCAAGAAGGAUCUCUUGCGACGUGACAUCCUCUAUUAUAAGAGUCGGAUUGUUAUGGAUAACAUGGAGAUUCUGGAUGUGGAAGAUGGGAAGGAUAAGGACUUCAAUAUCACUGUUAAAAAUGCAUUCAAAUUGCUCUGCAAGGACACGGAAGAAGUCCAUUUAUUCUGUGCAAAGAAGCCGGAACAAAAACAGCGCUGGCUCAAGGCAUUUGAGAAUGAAAGGAAGCAGGUUCAACUUGACCAGGAAACUGGUUUUUCUAUCACUGAGGUGCAAAAGAAACAAGCUAUGCUUAAUGCCAACAAACAGAACCAGACUGGAAAACCAAAAGUAGUCACCAGGACGUAUUACGAUUUCCUGAUGCGGCAGAAGCACCCCACAUUGCCUACCAAUCUUCCCCAGCAGCAAGUGUUCAUGUUGGCCGAGCCCAAGCGCAAGCCCUCCAACUUCUGGCAGAACAUCAGCAGGCUGGCACCAUUUCGAAAAUAAAGCAGCAGCCCAAUCUUGUGCCUGAAAUUAUCUUCUGAGAAAGCACUUUAUACAUCGAUCCUGUGAGAUAAAGCACUGGCUCCCUCUCAUGGCUUUCAAAGGGACAUCUUUUUCACCUUCUUUUCCAUCCUUCCUUUUGCCAGACUGAAUGAGCUCAAAUGUGUUAUGCCAUUGUCAUGUGUGCAUUUGUAUGUAUGCAAAAGUGAACUAAACCUGCCCAUCUCUUUGAGUGAGUAUCCAGGAGAAAGCAUGAGAAUGAAGCCAGAAACCUACUACCACCCUUUUAUUCUCUUUUCCCCAAACCUGCCUCAUAUUGUCAUUUUGAUUUCCUUUUUGACCAUUCCUCUCUUUGGAAAUAUGAUUCACAUUCAGUUCCAAUAAGGCUGCUAGAUGAAGAAGGCAGGUGGACUUGCAGUUCCCCAAUGCCUUCUUGGCAUUUCCUCUGAACAGCUGUUUAGUGAUGCUGCUGUUACACAUUUUUCUGGACCGAUUAACUCACCUUCCUCAUAGAAAUCUGGAAAAGAUUGCGUGUUCCCAGACAGCCACCCUUCAACCUUCCUUGCCUGAAAAGAGAACUACCAACAAGGAACAAAAACCUGAACCAUGACUAACAACCAAGAUGUUUGCAAUCUAGUUGAGUUUGACAUGCCCUUGUGGGGGAGGGGGAAACGUGCCUAAAUUCAUUUUUAAUUAAUGUUUUCUUUCUAUCAACAGUUUGCCAUAGUUCCUGGCCAAUGAAAAAAACUGUCAAUGUUUUUUAAAUGUUUAUUUAUGGUAAAAGUGCAGAUAACUGUAAUUUUGUAAGAGUUUGUAAUCUGUCUUGUCAGAUGUUAACUUGAUGCCUGUUUUGUCUAUUUUUUUUCACUAAAGAGAAAAAAAGGACCCACAUUUGUAAGCAUAUGUUACUAAAGAUAUAAGACAUAGAUGUGCUUAAAGAUAAAUUUCAGAUGUAUCAGGCACUUACAAAAAAAAUCAGUAUUACUUGGAAACUGUGUCACCCAUGCAAUAGUCUACAGAAGAGGUGAGGGUGGUUACUGGAAGGCGGCAGGGACACAGAGUUCCAAAUUUAUAAGAGUGUUGAUUUAGGCACUGACACUUGAAAGAGGGCAAAAAAGCCCGUAUAAUCCUUGAUUAGAAGAAGGAGAAAGAUUUGCCUUACACUAGUGAGAUAGUUAGAAGCCAUAACUGAAACUGACUGAAUCCCAUCAUUUAGGGAUUUCCUGGUACUGUGAAGUAAAAAAAAGGAAAAACCCACCUUUCUCUGGUAUGAGACUACUGCAGGGGAGCAAGCGCUCAGCAGUCUAAGGCAAAGAAUUGCUGUGUCCAACGGUAGCUGUGCAACCAACAGCUACGCAAAUCCGGAAGCAUGUACAGAUUCAUUCUUGCACUAUAGCUCCCCCCUCAUGAGGAGGGGAGUACAUUUAAUUUCAUAAAGAAACUUGUAAAAGUGACUUCUGUUCAUUGUGUUUGUUAACAAAAUUCUUAGUGCAACAGCCCUGCCCUUUGUACUUUGGUUACUUUGAGCAUCCAACUAGCCUGUGUGACCUUCUUUUCUCCUCCCAGUGCUGAAGAACCUGUAGUUGUCUAAGGAUCAUCAAACUUCAGUUCCCGUCUAACACAGCCAAGUGAAGCACAAUUAGAGCAAACGAUCACUAUCUGAAGGGCCAAGAUUCUCCCCCAGACCUAACGGCAUAUUCACAGCCAUAUUUAUUACAGCGCUACGUACAUCUGUGAAUGAG